Molecule: messenger RNA, 868 nt
Organism: Cucurbita pepo subsp. pepo (vegetable marrow)
Lineage: Eukaryota; Viridiplantae; Streptophyta; Magnoliopsida; Cucurbitales; Cucurbitaceae
Product: calmodulin-7
Cellular component (GO): myosin II complex
Molecular function (GO): calcium ion binding
Source: RefSeq, a predicted model, not a curated record
UUUUAGCUGAUUUCCUAUUCUGAGUUGCGCCUCGCCUGGAUCUUUCCCCUCUAAUUUGCCUUCUCUUCUUCCCCCAUCCUUUGCUCUCUCCCGCUGCACAUCAAUUCCCAUGGCUGACCAGCUUACUGACGAUCAGAUCUCCGAGUUCAAGGAGGCCUUCAGCUUGUUCGACAAGGACGGCGAUGGCUGCAUCACCACCAAGGAGCUGGGGACUGUAAUGAGGUCAUUGGGUCAGAAUCCAACUGAAGCUGAGCUGCAGGACAUGAUCAACGAAGUCGAUGCGGAUGGAAAUGGAACUAUCGAUUUUCCCGAGUUUCUUAAUCUGAUGGCAAGAAAAAUGAAGGACACCGAUUCAGAGGAGGAGCUGAAGGAAGCAUUCCGUGUGUUCGACAAAGAUCAGAAUGGGUUCAUUUCUGCUGCGGAGCUUCGGCAUGUAAUGACAAAUCUCGGCGAGAAGUUGACAGACGAGGAAGUGGAUGAAAUGAUCCGUGAGGCAGAUGUGGAUGGUGAUGGGCAAAUCAACUAUGAGGAAUUUGUCAAAGUCAUGAUGGCCAAGUGAGAAACAAUCAAGUUAUUUUAACCUUAAAUCUGCUUAAAAAUGAAGAGGGAUAUGAUUUGUUUUCCCGUUUAGGCUGUCUCCAUUUGAGUUUUACUAUAUGUAUGUUCGUCUCUCUCGCGUUUUCCAUUAUUUGGGGUACUGCUUUUCAGUAUCCUGUUUAUUUGCUGCAAUGCAUUUCUUUAGUUUGGCAUGGCUGGCUGUUGGUGUCGGUCGUCUCUUUAAUCUUAAUAUUUCCUUCUACCUUUGAUGCUGUGAACCUAGAACAAUUGGUUGAUUGAAUCAGAUGAUUUUGCUUGUGGGAACUUAUAG